ACUUUGCACCCAUGGUCCUAGUGGCAAAAGGAGGAAACAAUGAGAGAAAGAGGACAGACAGCCUUGGGAAGGAAAGACUUCAGAGCAGAAGACUGCGGCGCUGGUGAAGGAAAGCAUGCGCUCUGGCUUCCUUGUUUCCUCUAUCACUAGUCAUUGCUGUUGGUCCAACUUUCUUCCCUGCUGUCUGUCCUUCUGUCUGUCCAUCUGUCCGUCCGUCCAUCUGUCCGUGUGUGUGUGUGUGUGUGUGUGUGUGUGUGUGUGUUGUUAAAGUUGGGGUGGGUGUUGUGAAAAUUCUGCCAGUGCCAGGUGGAUCCCUGCCUGUGUUCCCCACAGCACAACAGCUGCUGCUUCUUCGGCCUUCAGUGAGAGGGAGCAAGGGGGUGGGGAGAGAGGCUAGGCCUGGAUUGGUGCCUACCCUUCAGAGCCAAGCCUUUCUUCCGGAGUUCCACACAGCCUCUAGGCACCAAUGGGAAGCCCAUGGGAGAGUGUUUCCCUCCAGACUAGAGCUGAUCCAAGUUCUGUCAGCCUAAUGUAGAUCUUGGAUAAAUAAGGGUAAUAGGCUUAUUUUUAUAUUUGGAGAAAGUGAAACGCUGCGAAGUUGGGAUCAGCUGUGGGACUCUCUUCAGGUCUUUGAAUUCCCAUGACCUUUCCUGGAACAGCUGUGAGUUUGGAGGAGGCAGCCCUGACCAAAGCCAGAAAGAACCAGUCCAGAGGAGGCUGCAAAUGAGAGACCACAGAGAGAAUACCAAAUGUCUCCUGAGACCAACUCCUCCUUCCUGUGAGCUCCACUGUGAACCCCAGAGCACCUGGGGGUCUGGCUUCUGACUCCUGCUUCUGCUGCUGAAGCAGGACAAUCCACCACACACACCAGCCGGUACCAAGAAUCUCAUCAGGCCAGGUGGUUCACAUUCUCUCAAGAGCCAGAACCAGCUUGUCGGGGCUACAGAGGCAGCGUGCAGAGAUUCCUAACAGUGCUCUGAACUGACAGUCAAGGGUGCAAGGUGUUGGCAUGCUCAGCUGGGCACUGGACCACGAGAUAGAGCAAACAUCAAAGAAGGCCCCAGAAGCUUUUUGGGAUUUCUGGCCAGGAGGUUGGAUCUAAGUGUCCUGAGGAUACCCACACAGGCUGGAAGAGCUGUCAGAGACUACCAAGGCAGCCUGUACUCCACUCCUUCUGUGGCUACCAUAAGGAGUGCCAGGAAACAGGGAGCAAUCAGAAGCCCCUUUUCCCCAAGGACCAGCCGGACCUGUGAAUCUGUGCCGUACAGCCCAAGGCCGGGAAGGCAUGGCACCAGAUGUGGCCUGGCUCCUCGUCCUCCCGCUCGUCUUCCGGACAACUCUGGUGACAGGCAUCACAAUUCAGACGGCCAUCAAGAACUUCCGAACCUUACAUGUUGACUACCCCAUGGUUAACUACCCAAAGGGUUUCCACGGAUACUGUAACGGCCUCAUGGCCUACGUGAGAGGCAAACUGCAGGACUGGUACUGCCCUAAGAUCCACUAUGUGGUCCAUGCCCCCUUGGAAGACAUCCAGAAGUUCUGCAAAUACAGCGAGAGCUUCUGCGAAAACUACAACGAGUACUGCACCCUCACUCAGAACUCCUUCCCCAUCACCAUCUGCACCCUGGCCCGUAAACAGGCACCAACCAGCUGUAGCUACAACAGCACUCUAACGAACCAGAGGCUAUACUUGCUCUGCUCCCGCAAGCAUGACGCUGAGCCGAUAGGUAUCAUUGGUCUCUACUAGGGACUUAGUUCCUAAACCAGUCCCACCUACUACAGGCCCCUCUACAUGCCACACCAAGGCCGGUUCCCAAACUCUGAGUCGGCUUGCGAGUCUUCCUCCUGACACCGGAAGCAGAGCCCCGCCCUCCUUCAGGCUCUUUCGCCUUCUCAUCGCCCCCACCAUGAGCCUUCCUCUCCCAGCGACAGUGAAACCCACCCAAGAAGCAGACUGUGUCCAGCUGGCAGUGCUCGUGGAUCUGCUGGGCCAGAUCCCGACUCCUGGAGGGAGGCCCAGGCCCCAGAUCACACCAUGGCAACAGGCACCCAGCUCCAGUAUCUCUCCCUAGGCCUGUUUUUAGUGUCAGUCAGUCCUCCACCCCCACCACACCUCCAGCAACCCCAAGUUCCCUUCCAAUUCCUGCAAUUAGAACCUCAGGCCCUUUUGCCUCCCUUCCCCUCACCCCCCCUCCUCUCCAGCCUGUACUAAUCUGUGGUUUCCCCUUUCCCUUCAUGUAACCCAUCCUCCCCACCUCCUCCCACCAUGGAGCCUAGUGCUGUUUUCCCCGGACCCUCCCAACCACCAUUAGCCAUGCUGUCUGCCUGUUUCCAGCCGCUGUCCUCCAUCUCUCUCACCUUGGCCCAUCACAAUCUCAAAUGAUCUUUCCUGUCCUUCCCAAGGUCCCUCAGUCUCUCUGACCCCCCCCCCCCAUCUCUGUUUCACUCAGGUGGCAGGGGAAGAGGCAGUCCCAGCCCCAGUCAUGUAAGGUAUAAAAACCACUGGGGGAAACUGGGCAGGAGGUGCA
Mus pahari (shrew mouse) is the source of this 2528-nucleotide messenger RNA. It is a transcript of the gene Rnase13, whose product is annotated as ribonuclease A family member 13 (inactive). Bases 1286 to 1747 code for a protein of 153 amino acids. NCBI's taxonomy places the organism in Eukaryota, Metazoa, Chordata, Mammalia, Rodentia, Muridae. The transcript has 6 exons. Gene Ontology annotation, molecular function: nucleic acid binding. The record is from RefSeq and is a predicted model, not a curated record.